AUGCCAGGGGCACAGCUGACCAGCCGCCAGGUUUGGGUGCAGCUGCACUGCCCAUGUACAGGACCCUCAUGUCUUGCUUCAUCUGCUGCUGCAGGGUUCCCUGCAGACUGCAGCAACCUCUCCAGCAGCAGCCCCAGUGGGGUGUACGUCAUCCAGCCGGCCGGGUCACCCCCACGGGUGGUGUGGUGUGACAUGGACACCGAAGGCAAGGGCUGGACUGUUGUCCAGAGAAACACUUACACCACUGAAAUCACAUGGAAGGAGUCCUGGACCACCUACAAGUAUGGCUUCGGGAACGUGCGGGGCGAUCACUGGCUGGGCACCGAGUACCUGCACCUGCUGACGCAGCAGGGCACCUACAAGGUCCGCUUUGUUGUGCAGAAUAAAGCCAACAUCACCUAUUACGCUGAGUACGACAUCUUCAGCGUGGAGAGCGAGGCUAGUGGGUACCCGCUGAGGCUGGGCCGGUUCCUGGGCAGCGGGGAGGACUAUCUGACCAGCUAUCACUCCCGGUAUGGGGGCAUACACGACAACAUGAAGUUCAGCACAGCUGACAGGGACCAGGACCAGCACAGCGGGAACUGCGCCAACAGCUACGGGGGCUGGUGGUACGACAAGUGCCAGAACGUCCUGCUCAAUGGCAAGAGGUACAUCUUCUGGCCAGGAAUCUGCCCAAGCGGAGAUUGCACAUCGUCCCUCAUCCUGGUGAAACCCACAGACGUGUGCUGACCAUGUCACAGUGCCCAGCCUCCUAGGAGCCUGUGGAAGCAUCCCCGUCCCCAGCUCAAUGUCCCGCUCCUGUGCCUGCCAACAGCUCUGUGCCAACCCUGGUGCCUGUCCUGCACUGCCCACAGCUCCCACACCGCCACCAGCUGAAGCACAGCGGCUCUGGGGCUCAGGAGCAAUCGCCCAGAGCCCUGGGCAUGUGGGCAGCUUCGCCCAGUGCCGCGGUGCUGGCUGGCACUGGGACGCAGGCACUGUCCUGGGGAGGGGGAGACAGUGCAAGUUCCCUCCCUGUGCGAUCGGUGUACCCCUGCUUUGCUCGGGCCCUGCUCCCUCCCUGGGCCCCUCACGCCCCACAGCUCUGCUACCCAUGGUGGGAGAAAUCAGCUGCAAUAAACCCU
This is a messenger RNA of Calidris pugnax (ruff), 1124 nucleotides long. Its product is annotated as fibrinogen-like protein 1-like protein. The coding region runs from base 1 to 729 and encodes 242 amino acids. Lineage: Eukaryota; Metazoa; Chordata; Aves; Charadriiformes; Scolopacidae. The record is from RefSeq and is a predicted model, not a curated record. The transcript is spliced from 2 exons.